This is a messenger RNA of Manihot esculenta (cassava), 2706 nucleotides long. Its product is annotated as QWRF motif-containing protein 2. Gene Ontology annotation, molecular function: microtubule binding. The transcript has 6 exons. Gene Ontology annotation, cellular component: cytoplasm; centrosome; nuclear microtubule. NCBI's taxonomy places the organism in Eukaryota, Viridiplantae, Streptophyta, Magnoliopsida, Malpighiales, Euphorbiaceae. The record is from RefSeq and is a predicted model, not a curated record. The coding region runs from base 422 to 2314 and encodes 630 amino acids. Gene Ontology annotation, biological process: spindle assembly; centrosome cycle.
UGUUUAUUAAUUUUUUUUUAUCAAAUUUGGAAUUUUUUUUUCAAAAAAAAAAAUAAAAACAAACAAGAAGGCCUAGUAUGACAGUUAUGCUCCCAUAUCUCGCCUAAUCAGCGCCCCACAGUCCAUGCUUACCCUCUCUCGCCGAUAAUCGGUAACGGUCACUUUUCCGGUCUAUUUCUAUUCUGUAUAAAGAGUUCAUUAGGACGUUGCUUCUUCUCCUUGCAAAAUCUAUUUGAUCCCUUACUGCUCUAUCUCUCCCUCUGUGCAACUCCCUCUAUUUUCUUUUUCUUUUUCUUUUUUUUUUUAAAUUAUACUUAAGGAGGGUUUAUGGUGAUAAAGAGGCAUAAGGUGAAUGUUAGGGUUUUGGGAUAGUUGCCUUCAAGAAUGAUAUGUUAAGUGAUUUUGAAUUUUGAUUUCAAUAAUGGUGGCUGCGGUUUCCACUACAAUAAACCCCAAAGCGACACCGGCUGCGGCAGCAGCCACGCACAACCACAAUCUGAUGAGGCCUCCUCUGUUACCAUCGGACCCUGACAAUGCUCUUGCUCCUCGUCGCCCCAAAUCCCGCGAAGUUACUUCUCGAUACAUGUCUUCUUCUUCUUCCACUGCGAAGCGGUCCUCGUCGCCGUCGAUUUCGCGGCCCACGGGUAUGAUGACCCCGAUGCCCUCUGCCCAUUCCACAAUCAAAAGGUCGCACUCUGUCGAGCGGAGGAGGCCUACCACACCGCGCUUUUUAGAUUUGAGGAUUGGAAAUGGUAUCGGAGCGGAGGUGUCGAAUGCGCAGAAGAUGUUGAUUACUUCUACGAGAAGUUUGUCAGUCUCGUUUCAGGGGGAGUCGUUCUCGCUUCAAGUGAGUAAAGCAAAACCGGCUCCGUCGCCGAUUAGCUCAAGGAAAGGUACGCCAGAGAGGAGAAAAGCUACUCCAACGCCCGCGAGAGGAGCGGAUCAGGUAGAGAAUUCGAGGCCACUGGAGCAGCAGAGGUGGCCAGGGAGAUUGCGGCAACCGAAUUCCCUGACUAGGAGUGUGGAUUGCACUGAUGAUAGGAAGAGAUUAACUGGAUCUGGAAUUAAUACAAAUGUUGUCAGGGCAUUGCAGAUUUCCAUGGUGGAUAAUAGGUCCUCAGUUGAGAGCAGAUUGAACUCUGAUUCCAGCAAUAUCGAUUCAGAGAAGCCCAUUGACGGAAACGGACCAGAUGGACAGAGUGAUCCUCCUGUAGCUUCUGAUACUGAGAGUGUGUCAUCCGGUAGUACUUCUGAGGGUAUUAGUAAUAUUGGUGGUGGUCGACAACCACAACGUGGACAGCGUGGGAUAAUGGUGCCUGCAAGGUUCUGGCAAGAGACUAACAAUAAACUCCGGCGCCAGCCAGAGCCUGCCUCCCCAGUCUCCAGGACUGUCGGACUAAAAGGGUCUGCACCGACUAAAUUUAUCACACCCAAGAGGCGUAUUGAUAGCCCAGUAACUUCACCAAAAGGCGUUGUAAAUAGUAGGGGACAGUUGUCUCCUAUUCGAGGUGGAGCAUUACGGCCUGCUUCCCCCAGUAAACUUGGUCCUCUGUCACCAGUGAGGGGAGUGAGCCCUUCAAGGAUGAGGAAUGCUGCGGGAGCUUUGGUCAGUAGCAAUUUAAGCAAUGUGAAUGACACGCCUUCAAUUUUGAGCUUUGCGGCUGAUAUUCGGAGAAGCAAGUGUGGAGAGCAUCGGAUUGUUGAGGUGCAUCUGUUGAGGAUUUUAUAUAAUCGGUUGUUGCAAUGGCGUUUUGUGAAUGCCAGAGCUGAUACUGCCUUGUCAGCCCAGAGGUUGAAUGCGGAGAGAAACCUGUACAAUGCACGUGUAACAAGCUCAAAACUACUCGAAUCUGUCAAGGAAAAAAGAAGAGAGUUACAGUGGUUAAGGCAAAAUUUGAAGCUAAUCUCCAUUCUCAAGGGGCAGAUGAUAUAUUUAGAAGAAUUGGCACUUACGGACCAGGAUUUUUCCCUGUCUUUAUCUGGGGCUAUUGAAGCUUUGCGGGCUAGCACACUUCGCCUACCUGUUGUUGGUGGGGCAAGGGCAGAUGUCCAGAAUGUGAAGGAUGCUAUCUGCUCAGCAGUUGAUGUUAUGCAGGCAAUGGCAUCGUCAAUAUGCUUACUGUUAUCGAAGGUUGGGGAAGUAAACAGUCUAGUGGUUGAACUUGCUAAUGUUGCUGUGAAAGAGCGUGCUUUGCUUGAUCAAUGCAAGGAUCUCUUGUCAGUCAUUGCAGCCAUGCAGGUGAAGGAAUGUAGCCUGAGAACACAUUUUAUACAAGUAAAACGUGUACCCUCCAGCCUAACAACGAAAGUGUAAAGCUUAUGUUACUUGACAACCUACCCUACACGCUAACAGACUGGGUCGUUUUCCCUCGGAUUGAAGGAGCCAAAAAUAAGAUGAGUAUCAAUUAAAAUGGUCAGUUGCUUAGAAGCAGAAGAUAGCACACUUGCCAAGGCUAUAUUAUAUUUGCAUAGACGGCAUGGAGCUGUCAUUCACAAUAUUCAGAUUAGAUUGUAUAAAGGUACUUUCUCUAUAGGGCAGAGAAAAAAUAUAUGUAAAUAUGUUGUUAUUCAGUAGUUGUUGAUGAAGUUUGAUAUCACUGGCCUAAUGUUACGUUUGUGUGUAUUUACGAGUUCUGCACUGCUAUCGUCUGAAACAAAUUUGUGACACAUUAAUUUCUGUAUAUAUCAAGCCAUUGCUUGUCAACA